Messenger RNA from Cylas formicarius (sweet potato weevil), 1524 nucleotides. RefSeq names its product E3 ubiquitin-protein ligase Iruka (gene Iru). NCBI's taxonomy places the organism in Eukaryota, Metazoa, Arthropoda, Insecta, Coleoptera, Brentidae. The record is from RefSeq and is a predicted model, not a curated record. The coding region runs from base 100 to 1035 and encodes 311 amino acids. The transcript has 6 exons.
ACUUGUCAGCCGAGUGGUCUUGGCAACUGUCAUUUUAUUAUAAUAACACAACAUUCUCCAGAAAAAUUUUACAGUUUCGGAUUAAAUACAAAAAUUAACAUGGCAGAAGUAGCAGUAGAAGAAAGGCCGCCGACUAGAUUUUACUGCCACGUGUGCGAGGUGGAGUUUCAGAACACCACCUCGAACUUCACGUGCCCUCACUGCUCGGACGGAUUUAUCGAAGAACUGCAGGACAUCGCGGAAUCUAACAAUGCGCAGUCCUUGUCCGAUCUUAUGGACGUCCAAAACUGGGAGGACGAAGAUAUGGAUCAAGAUUCUGCGGGGGGCAAUUCAAUGAACGCGCUGCCCCGUUUGGGCAGAACCAGAGCUGAUACCAGACGGAUAAGACUUGGAGCCCGGCCCAGGACCUUAACGAGAUUGGCAUCUUCAAAUCUGAGACAGCAGGUACCAGUGGAAAAUUUAAUACAAGACUUUAUAAUAAACUUGGGCGUCGGAGUAAAUUGGGGCGAACCGGGCAAUGUACAGCUGUUUCUAGGCAAUCCCGGUGACUACGCCUGGGGCAGGGAAGGCUUGGACGCCAUUGUUACCCAACUCUUAAAUCAGAUGGACAGCACAGGUCCGCCUCCCGUUUCCAAAGCCGUGAUAGACGCGUUGGAAGUGGUGGAGGUCACGGAAGAACAAGUGACGGCCAAUCUGCAAUGUUCCGUUUGCUGGGAGCAUUUCUCAUUCAAAGAGGCCGUCAGGCAGUUGCCUUGCCAGCAUGUUUACCAUGAGAACUGCAUUCGGCCAUGGUUGGAAUUGCACGGGACAUGUCCCAUUUGUCGGCAGAAUUUGGGAAAUGACAACGGAGAGAUUGUCACAGGUCAGGAUCAGAGUGUGGAGCAAGCUACCGGCCAGGCUGCCAGCGUGCAAAACGUACUACGAACGAUAUUCGGCCCUUCGCCAAACGCGUCUCCGAUCCCGUCUAGUUCAAAUAGUAUGGACCAUUCCGGAACAACAAGCCAACCUAGGAGUCGAAGUGACUCGAUGAUGUAGGAUUAAAAAAUUUAACCGUAAAACUCUAGAUAUUUGUAUUUAAGGCUUCGCCGCUUUUGUUCAUAAAAAAAAACAAUUCAAGCUACACCAAACAAAAAUUCUCUUUUCCAACAGCGCCGCUACGCCCCAACAUGGCUUGCCAUUGAUUGGAUGAUUUUUUCAUAAUAUUCCUUAUUUCACUUCUGUAUUUUGUAGUUUGUGUUUGAAAAAAGGUUUUCCGUGCCUAGUUCCUCAAGUUAUCAAUUUCAACUGAAUUCGCGUAAAAAUAAUUUGCAAAAAGAAGUACUUAUCAGGAGCAAAUUGUUUGGUUGGGAGUUUAAGUUAUGCAAGUUAAGGUACUUGACUCAUUGAUACACCGAUAACAUUGCUUAUUUUAUUAUGGAACACAUCCAGGUCGCCUGAUUACCGAAAUUUCAAAAUUAAAAAAUCUAGUCGUCUGCGUUGAUAAACUUUUUACGACUUUAAGUGAGUUAACUAAAUAAAUGUUCU